Molecule: messenger RNA, 672 nt
Organism: Knipowitschia caucasica
Lineage: Eukaryota; Metazoa; Chordata; Actinopteri; Gobiiformes; Gobiidae
Source: the annotation of a GenBank genome assembly
AUGGACAAAGUAGAGGCCAUCCGCAGCUGUCCACGCCCUCGCACAAAGAAGGAGGUGAGGUCCUUCUUGGGCUUGGCCGGCUGGUAUCGUCGGUUCGUCCCACAGUUCGCCACCAUCGCAGCUCCACUGACCGCGCUGACGAUGAAGGACCAGAGGAACCCGGUCGUCUGGAACGAGGACUGCGAGACAGCCUUCCAGGCCCUCAAGUCCUGCCUCUGCUCAUCGCCGGUGCUGCGGAGCCCCGACUUCGAACAGCGGUUCCUGGUCCAGACUGACGCUUCUGCCGUGGGACUAGGAGCGGUCCUGGCUCAAGGGGACCCUGGAGAAGAACGUCCUGUACGGUACCUGAGCCGGAAGCUGCUGCCGCGAGAGACCAGGUACUCUACCGUGGAGAAGGAGGGCCUGGCCAUCAAGUGGGCUCUGGAGAGCCUGCGGUACUACCUGCUGGGAAGAGAGUUCAACCUCGAGACGGACCACCGGGCGCUGACUUGGAUGAAUUCCAUGAAGGACCAUAACAGUCGUCUCACCCGCUGGUACCUCUCCCUCCCGCCGUUCCAGUUCCAGAUCCGCCAUCGAGCUGAGAAGACCAAUGUCGUGGCAGACUACCUGUCCAGGUUGCCGCACAUCGUCAACCUCGAGGAGGAGGGGGAUAAUGUGACGGAGCGCCAUUGA